CACAGAGCGAGCUCUCAGAAUCCGAGUCUCCUACAGAGAGGCUGCUUCAUCAGGGGAGAAUUUUUUUUAAAGUGCAGGACAUUUUAAAGCCAUGGCAAGCCCUUCUGGGACCCCAGAAGACUCGGGGAAGCAGCGAGGCAGGGAUGGCAAGAUGAGGAGGGAAGAGGAUGAUGCCCCACCGGAGGGGAAAAGGCUCAAGCUAGGGAAGGAAGGAGGAGACAGCGGGAAGGAGGAGGGAGAAGACAUGCCAUGUCUGGGCAGGGAAGACACCGGGACCCAGACAGGUGGUGAAGGCAGAAGUGCUCAACUAGCCCUGCCCUACAGACUAGCAGAGACGCAGGGUACCUUGGAACCCUGAAGGAGAGACAUCCUGGAUCUGGGAGAGUGAGCCAAAGCAUGCUGGAC
Molecule: messenger RNA, 405 nt
Organism: Phascolarctos cinereus (koala)
Lineage: Eukaryota; Metazoa; Chordata; Mammalia; Diprotodontia; Phascolarctidae
Source: RefSeq, a predicted model, not a curated record